This is a messenger RNA of Mytilus trossulus (common blue mussel), 1299 nucleotides long. RefSeq names its product tubulin-specific chaperone C-like. The record is from RefSeq and is a predicted model, not a curated record. Lineage: Eukaryota; Metazoa; Mollusca; Bivalvia; Mytilida; Mytilidae. Gene Ontology annotation, biological process: tubulin complex assembly; post-chaperonin tubulin folding pathway. Gene Ontology annotation, molecular function: tubulin binding. The transcript has a single exon. Gene Ontology annotation, cellular component: cytoplasm. Bases 88 to 1080 code for a protein of 330 amino acids.
ACAUAAGCGGUUGUUUACAAUGACUCAACAUGUGAGAUCUUGACAUUCCCGGUAAUCGUUAAAAAUAUAUACUAACUUUGUGUGAAAAUGGAAGACAAAAUGAACGAGAUGACGGACAGACUGUCUAAGCGUGAGAAUGAAAGACAGUCAGAGAUUCAGCGCAGAAAUGAUGAGAAGGAUUCUUCCAGGUCUGUUCAAGAAAAUGUCAAAAUAUUCACAGAUACAUUUUCAAAAGAGAAAGAAAUGAUUGAAAGUGGAAUAAAUAACUGUAAACCUGAAAACAAACUAGAAACUACAACACAGUUAGAUCAGAUGUCGAAAAAUGUCAUGAAAUUACAAAAAUAUCUUGCUGAUUCAACAAUUUUCUUACCCAAGUAUGAAAUAAGACAAGCACAAGAAACCAUUGGUAAUCUCACCCAACAAAUUCAGGAGAAGCGUGAUCAGCUGGUACCAAAGAAAAAGUUUGCAUUUAGGUCAAAGAAAAAAAGUGAACAAACGAAUACAGAAUCAAAUGUGUUAGGUGAUAUAAGCAACGGUAAAGCAGCUUCCAAACCUGCAAGUGAUCUUCAGGUUGAUUUAGCGGACUGCAAAUUUGUGGAUAGUCAGGAUGUUACUUUAAUGAAGACAGAUGAAGAAAUAAACCAGAAAGAUGUUUCGCUAGCGCGAUUAACAAACUGUAGUAUUAAACUAUUUGGAGCACCAUCAACUGUACAUAUAAAAAAUUUGAACAAUUGCAAAGUAUUUUGUGGUCCGGUCUCAAGCUCAAUAUUUGUUUCCGAUUGUAAAAACUGUUUAUUUGUUAUAGCAUGCCAGCAAUUAAGGACACACAGCACAGAACAUUCAAAAUUUUAUCUUCAUGUUACUAGUAGGGCAAUUAUUGAAGAUUGCUCAAAUGUUUAUUUUGCACCUUACAAUCUGCAAUAUAAUGAUCUAGAUAAACAUUAUAAAGAAUCGGGACUGGACAAAAGUAAAAAUAAUUGGGAUGAUGUUGAUGAUUUCAAUUGGCUGGCAAGUGAUGCACAUUCACCGAACUGGUCAGUUUUGGCAGAACAAGAUCGCAUUGACAGUUUUAAGUUUUAACAAUAAACAGAUUUGGCUGAUAUAGAGUGCACACAAAUGUACAUUUUUAGAUAUUGAUAAAUCAAUAUGUUUCAUUAUAUAAAUUCAUUCUUUAUAGAUAAAUAAAAAAAACAUAAUUCUUGAGAAAAAAAACCUAUAUACAUGUAUUGAUGUCAGCUAACAUACAUUAUAUAUGCUUAUGCUGUUGUUCUGCAUUAAAGUCUUAUUUAUGUGCUCUUA